CGCAGCGCUUCCCGUCAUCCCUCGACACAGAGCUGUUCCCAUCGUGCCCCGCGCGAGUAUAGAAUCCGGUUUCCCAUGAUCCUCUCUUUCUCUUCGCCGGAGUUGCCUGUGUGGGUUCUCCUGCUGCCGCCAUUAUGAAGGUGGAAUUGUGCAGUUUCAGCGGGUACAAGAUCUACCCGGGCCACGGCCGCCGCUACGCGCGCACGGACGGCAAGGUUUUUCAAUUUCUGAAUGCAAAAUGUGAGUCUGCAUUCCUUUCCAAGAGAAACCCCCGUCAGAUCAAUUGGACUGUUCUGUACAGGCGAAAGCACAAGAAAGGACAGUCUGAAGAGGUACAAAAGAAACGUACACGUCGUGCGGUUAAAUGCCAUAGGGCAAUCACAGGUGCCUCUUUGGCUGAAAUAAUGGCUAAGAGAAACCAGAAGCCUGAAGUGCGAAAGGCUCAAAGGGAACAGGCCAUUAGAGCUGCCAAGGAAGCAAAGAAGGCUAAGCAGGCGACAAAGAAAACUGUACCAUCCACAACAAAGGCACCUACAAAGGCUGCACCAAAGCAAAAAAUUGUGAAGCCUGUGAAAGUUUCUGCUCCUCGUGUUGGUGGGAAACGCUAACUUGCCACACUGUUUUGGUUCUGUCAAAUAAAUGAUUGGCAUGUAA
Molecule: messenger RNA, 654 nt
Organism: Hemicordylus capensis (graceful crag lizard)
Lineage: Eukaryota; Metazoa; Chordata; Lepidosauria; Squamata; Cordylidae
Gene: RPL24
Product: ribosomal protein L24
Exons: 6
Coding region: 135-608 (157 amino acids)
Biological process (GO): cytoplasmic translation
Cellular component (GO): cytosolic large ribosomal subunit
Molecular function (GO): structural constituent of ribosome; mRNA binding
Source: RefSeq, a predicted model, not a curated record